Molecule: messenger RNA, 5272 nt
Organism: Pseudoliparis swirei
Lineage: Eukaryota; Metazoa; Chordata; Actinopteri; Perciformes; Liparidae
Gene: grm1a
Product: glutamate receptor, metabotropic 1a
Exons: 12
Coding region: 1-3657 (1218 amino acids)
Biological process (GO): G protein-coupled glutamate receptor signaling pathway; regulation of synaptic transmission, glutamatergic
Cellular component (GO): postsynaptic density membrane
Molecular function (GO): G protein-coupled receptor activity involved in regulation of postsynaptic membrane potential; adenylate cyclase inhibiting G protein-coupled glutamate receptor activity
Source: RefSeq, a predicted model, not a curated record
AUGUCUCAAGGAUUCAGAGCUAACCAGCUGCACGGUCGGGCAAUUCUCAGUGGACAGGAGUCCAGCUACUGCCCUGAUCAGGUGCGCACGGAUAUGCCCCAGGUGUCGUGCUCACGGAUCGCGGUUGCUCGGACGACGUGGCACAAAAUGGCACGCGUAAAGAUGGGUCUCUUCACUCUCCUGUGUCUGCCCACGUUGUUCUUCCACGUCCUCGUGCUCUCCCACAGCGGCGGCAUCUACGAGCGCGCGGCGGUCCCUGACGCCGUGGUCCGCUCCGUGGCUCGCAUGGACGGCGACGUGAUCAUAGGCGCGCUCUUCUCCGUCCACCACCAGCCGUCGGCGGAGAAAGUAGCUGAGCGUCAAUGCGGGGACGUCCGCGAGCAGUACGGCAUCCAAAGGGUGGAGGCCAUGUUCCACACCUUGGACCGGAUCAAUGCGGACCCGGACCUGCUUCCAAAUAUCAGCCUGGGCUGCGAGAUCCGAGACUCCUGCUGGCACUCCUCCGUGGCCCUGGAGCAGAGCAUCGAGUUCAUCCGGGACUCCCUCAUCUCCAUCCGGGAUGAUAAGGACGGAUCCAAAUGGUGCAUUGACGGCACCCCGUCCCACCAGCCUCCACCCUCGAAGAAGCCCAUCGCCGGAGUGAUCGGACCGGGAUCCAGUUCUGUGGCCAUUCAGGUGCAGAACCUCCUGCAGCUCUUCAACAUCCCGCAGAUCGCUUACUCGGCCACCAGCAUCGACCUGAGUGACAAGACGCUCUUCAAGUACUUCCUGAGGGUUGUGCCCUCAGACACCCUCCAGGCCCGGGCCAUUCUGGACAUUGUCAAGCGAUACAACUGGACCUAUGUGUCUGCCGUGCACACUGAAGGAAACUAUGGGGAGAGUGGCAUGGAGGCCUUCAAGGAGCUGGCCUCCCUGGAAGGUUUAUGCAUUGCCCACUCGGACAAGAUCUACAGCAACGCGGGGGAGAAGCACUUUGAUCGCCUUUUGAGGAAACUACGGGAACGUCUGCCCAAAGCUCGCGUCGUGGUGUGUUUCUGCGAGGGCAUGACUGUCCGAGGUCUCCUGAUGGCCAUGAGGAGACUCGGGGUGUUCGGGGAGUUCCUCCUCAUCGGCAGUGAUGGAUGGGCAGACCGUUACGAGGUUGUGGAGGGUUAUGAGCAGGAAGCAGCGGGAGGAAUCACGAUGAAGCUGCAAUCAGAGAUGGUCAGGACCUUUGAUGAUUACUAUUUGAAGCUUCGUCUGGACACCAACACCAGGAACCCCUGGUUCUCUGAGUUUUGGCAGUUCCGCUUCCAUUGCCGCCUCGCAGGCCACCCACAGGAGAACAAGAACUUCAAGAAAGUCUGCUCCGGUGAUCAUGGCAAGGAGAGUCUGCAAGACAACUAUGUUCAGGAUAGUAAAAUGGGAUUUGUGAUCAAUGCCAUCUAUGCCAUGGCUCAUGGCCUCCAUGAUAUGCACAGCGAGUUGUGCCCCGGGCAGCCGGGCCUGUGUGAGGCCAUGGACCCUAUCGAUGGCAGCAAGCUGCUGGACAGCCUGCUGAAGACAUCCUUCAGGGGAAUCUCAGGAGAGGAGAUUUAUUUUGAUCAAAACGGAGACACCCCAGGAAGAUAUGACAUCAUGAAUCUCCAGGGUUUGGUUGAUGAUCGCUAUGACUAUCUGAACGUGGGCUCCUGGCAUGAGGGCAUCUUAAGCAUUGAUGACUCAAUGCUGUGGAUAAACAGCAGUGACAUGGUCCGCUCAGUCUGCAGUGAGCCCUGCUUCAAAGGACAGAUCAAGGUUAUUAGGAAGGGCGAGGUGAGCUGCUGCUGGAUCUGCACCACAUGCAAGGACAAUGAGUACGUCCAGGAUGAGUUCACCUGCAAGGCAUGUGAGCUGGGAUGGUGGCCCGACGAUAACCUGGAAGGCUGCCAGGAACUGCCUCUGAAGUAUCUUGACUGGGCGGAUGUGGAAUCCAUGGUGGCGGUGGCUUUCUCCUGCCUGGGCAUCCUCAUCACGUCCUUUGUCACCUUUGUGUUCAUCCAGUACCGUGAUACACCUGUGGUAAAGUCCUCGAGCAGAGAACUCUGUUAUAUCAUCCUGGCAGGCAUCUUCAUGGGCUACAUUUGCCCAUUCACUUUAAUCGCCCAUCCUACGGUGGCCUCCUGCUACUUGCAGAGGCUCCUGGUGGGCCUUUCAUCUGCAAUGUGCUACUCGGCCCUGGUGACCAAAACGAACCGCAUUGCCCGCAUCCUGGCAGGCAGCAAGAAGAAGAUCUGCACCAAGAAGCCACGUUUUAUGAGCGCUUGGGCCCAGGUGGUCAUCGCCUUUAUGCUGAUCAGUAUGCAGCUAACUCUGGAGAUCACACUCAUCAUUCUGGAGCCUCCUGAACCCGUCAAGUCCUACCCGAGCAUACGCGAGGUCUACCUCAUCUGUAAUACUAGCAACGUAGGCAUGGUGGCGCCACUGGGCUACAACGGCCUGCUAAUCAUGAGCUGCACCUACUAUGCCUUCAAGACUCGGAACGUCCCGGCCAACUUUAAUGAGGCUAAAUAUAUUGCCUUUACGAUGUACACUACCUGCAUUAUCUGGUUGGCCUUUGUGCCAAUCUAUUUUGGCUCAAACUACAAGAUCAUAACCACAUCCUUCUCCGUCAGCCUGAGUGUAACAGUGGCACUUGGGUGCAUGUUCACGCCGAAGAUGUACAUUAUCAUUGCCAAACCAGAGAGGAACGUCCGAAGCGCCUUCACCACGUCUGAUGUUGUGCGAAUGCACGUUGGGGAUGGAAAGUCGGCUCAAUGCGCGACCAACAACUUCUUCGAUAUAUUCCGCCGGAAGAAACCUGUGACGGGCAAAGCCAAUUCUAAUGGCAAGUCUGUGUCAUGGUCUGAAUCAGGUGCAAGACACCCUCCAAGAGGGGGGAAUGUGUGGCACAGACUGUCUGUGCAUGUGAAGAAACAGGAAGCCAGCCUGAAUCAGACGGCGGUCAUCAGGCCCCUCACUAACACCCCCGACCCCCACAGUUGUGCGCCCACCACCUGCAACCUCGCCACAGAACCUCAUCCCCCCCGAGAACCGCGUGGCGCUAAGCCUCUGUACAACCUGGUGGAGGAGGACGACGAGGCAGAUUCCCAGCGCCCCCUCCGGACCCCGACUUGCUCUGGACAGACGCAAGGGCUGGAGUCUAAUUUAGAUAAGCCGGCUUCAUAUUUGCCCCUUCGCUUGAAGGGCUGCGCCACAGAGCGCUUGCAGGGGGCUGUGGUGGACACACACAGCUCCUAUGUCCCUGCCCUCAAUGGACACACCGCCAAGGAGGCGAUCCCUGCCAAUGAGCAUUUGAACUUGAGCCCCUCUCCGCAUCCUUUGGCCCUUCAAGUAAGGGUGUUUGAAGAAGAGGGGUCCGAGGACGAGGAACGGGACCUCUUACACAGAUACAUUUAUGAUGCCAAGGAGGAGGAGGAGGAGGGGGAGGACGGGGAAGGCGAGGAUUUAUUUCGGAACAAGCCACAUCUUGAAGAUUCCCUCGCUCUGUCACCCCCCUCCCCCUUCAGAGACUCUGUGUGUUCGGAGGAGUCCGUCAGCGACUCCGCCAUCAUGGAGUUGAUGCUCGGAGACCCUCUGAGCUCAGUCUACGCCUCAAACAGCGCCCAAGACUUUGCACACAGCUCCUCAACACUGUGAGAGCAAAGCAGGCACAGUUGCUGUUCACGCAGACAUAUUCCGCUUACAGGUUCAUGCCCCCACGCACAUACACACACACAACUACACACACACACACACACACACACACACAUAUAUACAGAUACCAAUUGUACAACAUUAUUUUAUUUUCAUUUCAAGGUUUUCUAGCGCAUUUGGCUUGCUUGUGUGUAUUACUCUGCUUUUAAAAGUAAGGGGUUAAUCAAUAUUAUAAGUAGAAAAAGACCAGGAAUCAUCCAUGUGUGCUCACAUUGCUGAAGGGCUGUCAGUGAUCAAAGGCUUUCUGUAAACUGGGAAGAGUGCCAAAACGUGUCAGCUCUCAUGCCAAAGUGUGAUGAAUUAAGCAGCACUGAUAAGCAUAAUGAAGGAUGUAGCAGUAGUUUUCAUAAUGUCGGUGCAAUUAAAUAGUCCAGGAGAGGCACAUGGAAAGACAAACACGGGUCAAUGUGUAGAUACUCUAUGAGCACUGUAAGAUACAACCAGAGUCCAAACUGGCUCUUAAGACCGCAGUAGCUGAAGUGCAUUUCAUGCCAGUUUUGAUUAGCUCGGCUCCUCUGCUGCACACAUACACGUUUUUUCAUGUGUGUAGCAGUUGCAGCUGCAUCGAAGAUUAUUCGCUUAUCGCCUUCUUUCAUUUAUCAAUUUCACUUUCCGCUUUCCAUCAUCUGACCUCAUCGCAAUUAAAAUAUGCCAAGAUAUUAAUGAACAAAAAAACGUGCAGUAAGUUGGUUGAUUAUUACUUUUAUGUACAACAACAUUUUCUCACAAAACGAUGAUUCUGCUGAACUUGCGCUGUAUGAUAUAUGACAUGGAUAUAAUGUGCCAAUCAAAGUUGUUAUCGACCUACAUCCCCGCUUGUAGCUGAUACAGGUUAGCGUGAUUGUAGAAGAUGCCAAUGUUGUUUAUUUAGUUUACACUCAAUCAUAACUCUGAGAACAAGUUUUAUGAGCAUGGGAUAAAAGAACUACUUUUGCUUUCAAUGCCGUGUUGAUAUUUCUCAUGUUUUCUGUGUUGGCUGUGUCUUUGUAAUGAAAAACACAGUACUUGUACAAGUUCUCAAAGUUUGUAAUACUGUGAAGCCAUCUCUUGUUUUUUCACACAGGUGGGAUGUUUGUAAUACUGAUAAAUGUUUCUAUAUUUAGAAUGUGAACAGAAAAAAAAGAGUUUAUACAUUUUAAAACUGUCCUCUGAUACUUGUCAAAGAGCAGUGUGUUUGGUUUAACUUUUAAGCUAACUUGGUCAACUGUAUCCUCUUGAAAAUAUUCAGUUGUAAAGGUAAACCAAUGAUUAGUUGCUUCUUGUCAUGAGAUUAUACAUGUUUCAAUUUUGCUUAAAUCUUGCAUUAUAAACUUAAGUAGUUUACUUGCGGUUAAGUUUCUUAGUUCAUUAUGAGAAUGCAAAUUAUUUCAAAGUACAAGACGAUACAGUACAUAGUGAAAUUGUAAUGUAUUUCCAAAUGUUUUUAGUCUAUUAUAGUGUAAGUUGUAAAAUGAUUUUAUCCAGUGUAAAAUAUACGAGGGUGCCACCUGUUUGACACGGUCAAAUCUAGAGUGAAAUAGUCCUUUAUGUUUUGGGCAAGCUGAACAAUGCUGUAAAA